AUUGCUAGAGCAAGGGCAGUUGGUGUGGACUAUGAGUUUGCAAAGCCUGGUGAAGUGGAAACGGAGGAUGACAGAAGAAAAAGACAGUGGCGAAACCAAAGAAGAAUAUCAGAACAAGAGAAAAGGUUGCGUGAAGCUGUUAGAGAUCUACCACCUCCUCCACCUGCAGGGUCAAGUCAGCAAGAAGAUAAUGCAUACAGUGCUGUUCGUGCAUUUGAGGUAGAGCAGAUGACUUAUGCAUUCUUUUUUGUGAGGUCUGCAAGGAAAGGCGACUGGAGUGCAAGGACACGAGAAACGUGUACUCGCUGUAAAAGAGAUAAGAUGGUGCCAAAAGUUUGGUCAGAUGAGAAUAACAUGGAUCCAAUGGCUGUUCCUGAGAUUUUGUCUAACGUGUCAGAUGCUGAACAGAUGCUGAUAGACAGGCUAGCACCUACUGUGCAUGUACACCUACUGAAGCAUGGAGGUAUUGCCUCAAAGGGACAUUGCAUUGCUUUCCGACAGGCUGCGCAAGAACCGGCCACUAUUCUUCCACGGCUACCAGCAGAGGUGGAUAUCAUACGCGUGAGAAGACAAGGAAAAGAUGAUACCCAUAAGGACUUCAGGGCUAGAAGACACCGUGUUGAAGAAGCCCUUCGUUGGCUUAAGGGCAACAAUCCUGCUUAUGGUGAUGUUGUUAUUGAUGGUGCUCGCAUAGAGAAUUUACCAGAAGAUGGUGAGUUG
Messenger RNA from Porites evermanni, 720 nucleotides. The record is from the annotation of a GenBank genome assembly. NCBI's taxonomy places the organism in Eukaryota, Metazoa, Cnidaria, Anthozoa, Scleractinia, Poritidae.